Choloepus didactylus (southern two-toed sloth) is the source of this 666-nucleotide messenger RNA. RefSeq names its product HIG1 domain family member 1A, mitochondrial-like. The record is from RefSeq and is a predicted model, not a curated record. NCBI's taxonomy places the organism in Eukaryota, Metazoa, Chordata, Mammalia, Pilosa, Megalonychidae. The coding region runs from base 49 to 330 and encodes 93 amino acids. Gene Ontology annotation, biological process: negative regulation of apoptotic process; mitochondrial respirasome assembly. Gene Ontology annotation, cellular component: mitochondrion. The transcript has a single exon.
GGGAAGCUCAAGACGUGUCUUCGGUAGUGGAAGAUUCUUCAACCAGUCAUGUCAACCGAUACAGAUGUUUCUCUGUCUUCAUAUGAUGAAGAUCAGGGAUCUAAACUUAUCCGAAAAGCUAAAGAGGCACCAUUUGUCCCGAUUGGGAUGGCAGGUUUUGCAGCAAUUGUUGCAUAUGGAUUAUACAAAUUGAAGAGCAGGGGAAAUACUAAAAUGUCCGUUCACCUGAUUCACACACGUGUGGCAGCCCAAGGCUUUGUUGUGGGAGCAAUGACUCUUGGUAUGGGCUAUUCCUUGUAUCGGGAAUACUGGGCAAAACCUAAACUUUAGAAGAAGAGGUGCUGUCGUGCUAUCUUGGUGUUGAUGGUAUUUGUUUUAUUUAAACACCUCAAAUUAAGGUUACACAUAUUUGCUGAAAAUAAAACAUUUGAGUAGGUUCAGAUAACAACAUGGUAUUUUGAAUAUUGGCUUCCUUUCUUUCGGGCUUGAUUUGCCUGGUGACCAAAUUAUUGGUGACAAGUUUACUAACUAGGUCAUUCAGGGAAGUCAAGUUAGCACAAAAGAAACAUGUCAUCCAAAUUCUCUUGAUAAUGGUAAAAUGUCCACAUUCUUAAAGUCUCAUGAUGAAAUUAGUUCUAAAAAGUACCCUGAAGUACUUCGAGUUGC